Messenger RNA from Impatiens glandulifera, 2887 nucleotides. Its product is annotated as protein CHROMATIN REMODELING 25. Gene Ontology annotation, biological process: reciprocal meiotic recombination; double-strand break repair via synthesis-dependent strand annealing. Gene Ontology annotation, molecular function: ATP binding; DNA translocase activity; ATP-dependent chromatin remodeler activity. Bases 54 to 2831 code for a protein of 925 amino acids. Lineage: Eukaryota; Viridiplantae; Streptophyta; Magnoliopsida; Ericales; Balsaminaceae. The record is from RefSeq and is a predicted model, not a curated record. Gene Ontology annotation, cellular component: nucleus. The transcript has 21 exons.
GUUAGAAGACGGUGCUUGUCCGAAGCAAACGAAGAGAAGGUCGGGGAUUUAUCAUGGAAGAGGAAAUUCUUUCUUCUUCUUCAUCUCCUUCUGAUCCAGGUUACUCCAGUGAUGAAUUCACCUGCGAUGAAGAAGAAGAAGUUGAUAAUGCCGACAACAUAAAUGAUGAUGAUAUUGAUAGCGAUAGCGAUAGUGAUAGUGAUGGCAACUGCGAUCUUGAUGAAGAACCAGCCACCGUCCGUCAUCCGCCGCCGAAACGCGAUAGCAAAUCCCAAAAUAUAGACGCACUUGUGAGAGGUAACCUAUUUGUAAGAAGGCAAUCGCUGCUUCCUAGAAUUCUCUCAGUGACUGAGAGAGAUGCUAUUAUUAAAAAGCCGUUUAAGCAACCAUCCUCAAGCGGUUACAGUGAGAACAAUGAUCAGCUCUUUCGUCGUCUGUGGGCACGCAAAAGGUUUGUUCCCUGGGGAUCAACUAGACCUGUUUUGGUUCCAAUUGCCAUCAAGACGAAUCUCCAUAUUACAGUGGAGGAAGUAAUUCCGGUGGAAGAUGUAACUCUUCCUCCAGGAAUUGAACCGUUGGUUCUGUGGUUACCCGAAGAAUGUGAAGGACCAACUGAUUUGGUUCCAAUAACAGUGGAUCCACUGCUUGUGCGCUAUCUCCGACCCCACCAGAGAGAGGGAGUUCAAUUCAUGUUUGAUUGUGUUGCUGGGCUACACAGUGCUUCCAGCAUAUAUGGUUGCAUUCUGGCUGAUGAUAUGGGCUUGGGAAAGACCUUGCAAUCAAUUACAUUGUUGUAUACACUUCUUCAACAGGGAUUUGAGGGAAAACAAAUGGUUAAAAAAGCAAUCAUUGUGACACCUACUAGUCUUGUGAGUAACUGGGAAGCUGAAAUCAAGAAGUGGGUAGGGGAAAGAGUCCAACUUAUUGCAUUGAAUGAAAGUUCAAGGGAGGAUGUUAUCUCAGGGAUUGAUAGCUUCACUUGCAUUCGUAGCCGUUUACAGGUAUUAAUUGUUUCAUAUGAAACAUUUCGGUUGCAUUCAGCAAAGUUCAGUCACGAGGGAUCUUGCGAUCUUCUUAUAUGCGAUGAAGCUCACCGCCUGAAAAAUGAUCAAACGUUGACAAAUCGAGCAUUAGCCGCUCUGCCAUGCAAACGCCGGAUUCUAUUGUCAGGAACUCCGAUGCAGAAUGAUUUGGAGGAAUUUUUUGCAAUGGUUAACUUCACGAAUCCUGGAAUCUUGGGUGAUGCUGCGUAUUUUCGACAGCAUUACGAGGGACCAAUUAUUUGUGGAAGAGAGCCACAUGCCACUGAAGAAGAAAAGAAGCUUGGUAUGCUGCGCUCGGCCGAAUUAAGUACAAAGGUGAAUCAGUUCAUAUUGCGGAGGACCAACGCGCUGCUAUCAAAUCACUUACCUCCUAAGAUUGUAGAAGUUGUAUGCUGCAAGUUGUCUCCUCUCCAAACAGAACUAUACAACCAUUUUAUCCAUUCAAAGAAUGUCAAAAGAGCACUUGAUGAAGAAAAGAAAAAGUCAGCAAUUUUGGCUUACAUUACAGCUCUCAAGAAACUGUGCAAUCAUCCAAAGCUCAUAUAUGAUACACUAAAAAGUGGGAAGCCAGGAACAUCAGGUUUUGAGAAUUGUUUGAAGUUUUUCCCCCCAGAAAUGUUCUCUGGAAGAUCUGGAACUUGGACUGGUGGAGAUGGUACGUGGGUUGAAUUAUCUGGGAAAAUGCAUGUUUUAUCUCGCUUACUAGCUCAUCUGCGUCGACGAACUGAUGACCGGAUAGUCUUAGUAUCAAAUUACACUCAGACGUUGGACCUUUUUGCUCAAUUGUGCCGCGAAAGAAGAUAUCCAUUCUUAAGACUGGAUGGAACAACAUCCAUCAGUAAAAGACAAAAAUUGGUUAACCAAUUUAAUGAUCAAUCCAAGGAUGAGUUUGCAUUUCUCUUGAGCAGCAAAGCCGGUGGAUGUGGUCUCAAUUUGAUAGGAGGGAAUCGGUUGAUCUUGUUUGAUCCUGAUUGGAAUCCUGCUAAUGAUAAACAGGCUGCUGCGAGAGUAUGGCGAGAUGGACAAAGAAAGAGAGUCUACAUAUAUAGAUUUUUGAGCACUGGAACCAUCGAAGAAAAGGUUUACCAGCGACAAAUGUCAAAGGAAGGGCUUCAAAAAGUUAUUCAGCAGGAGCAAAACGAUAAUGGAAAUUCUCUCUCUUCAGAAGAUCUGCGUGAUUUAUUCUCAUUUCAUGAGAAUGUAAGCAGGUCUGAAAUUCAUGAAAAGAUGAACUGCAGUCGUUGUCGAACCAAUGACAUUACAGUGGAAGAUAGCCCUGCCGACCAUCUAGGUGAGAUGAAUGGCGCAGAAGAAGAGGAAGAAGACACAGGGGGAUUUGCUCAUAUAACUGGUUGUUUACAUAAAUUAAGAGCCUCAGAAAAACAGAUAGGAACCCCUUUGGAAGAGGACUUGGGUAGUUGGGGGCACCAUUUUUCGCCAUCAUCCACCGUUCCAGAUGUUAUUUUGCAAGAUUCAGCGGGAGAUGAGGUGACAUUUGUUUUCACAAAUCAAGUGAGUGGGAAGCUAGUUCCGAUUGAAUCAAUGAAGCAGACGAAAAUAACAAAUGAAGCUGAAGAAAUCAAGACUACGAAUGAUAUUGGUUGUUCCGGUUUGAGGAGGCUUCCUGUCACUAGUAAAAACUUGCGAAGGCCUUUCCUUUUGAAAUCAUCGAUGAAAACACCUUCAUUUAACAAUAACACACCACCAAUUAGAAUUAGUAAUAUCCAACUUCCUCAAAAAAGAUUAUCAUCUGGAUCCCCAAAAAAAGAAGAAGAUGAUUUUGUAUAAUAAUAAUAAUAAUAAUAAUAAUAAUUGUUUUCCUACAUAAUUCACAUGCUCUAUUU